Molecule: messenger RNA, 4347 nt
Organism: Musca vetustissima
Lineage: Eukaryota; Metazoa; Arthropoda; Insecta; Diptera; Muscidae
Gene: PNUTS
Product: serine/threonine-protein phosphatase 1 regulatory subunit 10
Exons: 5
Coding region: 1-4317 (1438 amino acids)
Molecular function (GO): metal ion binding
Source: RefSeq, a predicted model, not a curated record
AUGUCAUCAAGUGUUGGUCCACGUAUUGUGCCAAUACAGUUAUUGAAAUGCCUUAAGGUGUUAUUAGAUGAUAAUGGCGGCAUUUUGAGCGCCGGAGAAGUCAAAAGAUUAGCUAGUUUAAUGACCAAAUAUUCCAAAAAAUUGGUCUCCAAAUGCAUUUAUGUGCAAAUCUUAAAAUGUACCAAAACCGAAUUACUGGGCGAAUUUAUGGGUGCCGGUGGCUGGUCAUUGGUCUAUACCUGGUUAAAUGAUGCCAUUCGUGCCAUGAAUUGGCCAUUGGUCCAAGAGAUAUUGGAAUUGCUGUUAUUGUGCCCGGUUGAUGUCAAUCGUCUUAAGAUUAAUUCUGCUCCCAAACUUGUUAAGGGUCUGUGCAAGGAUGGCGGUAAUGAAGGCGUGAGAAUACUAGCUAAACGUCUUGUUGAACAGUGGCUAAAAGUUGUCACCGAAAAUCCGGAUGCCACAUUACCCAACACAACAACAACAACACCUGUCGCAGCCGCAGCAUCAUCAGCAGUAACAAGCACCACAACACCUACCGUUAACAACAUGACACCACAAGCAACAGCAGCAGUAAUUAAAUCACCACCUGUUGCAGUUGUUGCACCCAUGGUAACUCCUGUUAACAUAACCGCCCAACAAACAACGACGACAGCAUCUCCGGGAAAUAAUCAUCAAAUCACAGCAACAAAACAAAAUGCUGGCAAAAAUACAAAGGCUAGAAUAAUUGCCAAACAGGAAGUUGCAGAUGAAGAUGAGGAGGAAGAACAGCAAGAAGAGGUCGAGGAAGACGACGACGAAGAAGAAGAGGAGGAGGCACAUAAUGAAGAUGCCGAUGAUGACGACGAAGAAUGUCACGACGAUGACGAUGAUGAUGAAGAAAAAGAUCCUUUAGGUGAUGUUGCCGCCGAACCUAUUUCCACAGCAUCAUACAGUCUAACACCGGCACAGAAAAAAGCCAGUGAAUCUGGUCUAGUUUAUAAGAUUGUUGUUAAAAAUGGUAAUCAAUUUUUAGCUAAAGUUCCCAAAAAUACAUCAGACUCGGCAGCGGCUGCUGCUUCUCCAAAGUCUGCGAAGAGUGAACGUGAAUCAAGUGACAAGGAUGAAACGGCAGCAGAUGAAGACGAAGAGGAUGAGGAAGAUGAAGUUGUAGAAGAAAAUGAAGCAGAAGAUGAAGAGGAUGAAGAAUCUAUGGAAGAUACCACAGAUGCUGCCACUACCGUUGUGAAAAAGAGUAAAACCAAUGACAUUGAGGAAACCGAUGACAAUAGCUCUUCUUUGGAUAAACCGGAAAAGGAAAAUGACAGCAACAGUGGCAAUGAAGAUGAUGCGAAAGUUAAAAGUAAAUCGGCAGAUGUAAAGAAAUCUGAGGAUAAAAAAUCUGAAGACUCUUCAGACAAGUCGAAGGAUGUUAAAAGUUCCAAAGACAAGGAUAGACGUAGUAGCAGUAGCAAUGACAGGGAGAAGGAGAAAGAUGGUAGCAAAUCAUCAAAGAGCUCCUCCUCCUCGGGACAUAGGUCAUCGUCAUCUUCCAGCCAUAAAUCAUCAUCUUCCUCAUCGAAAAGUAGCAGCUCAUCAUCGAGUAAAUCCAAAUCCUCAUCGUCCUCGUCAUCAUCAUCGCAUCGCAGUUCAAGUGAUAAGCAUAAAAGUGAUAAGGAUCGCUCCAGUUCCAGCAAAGACAAAGAACGUAGCAGUUCUAGUUCCAGUUCUAGCAAACACAGAUCAUCAUCGUCUUCAUCAAAAUCUAGUUCAUCUUCCAGUUCCAAGGAUAAGUACCGUGACAAGGACAAGUCAUCAUCAUCCUCGUCAUCAUCAAAGAAGGACCGUGAUUACGAUAAAGAGAAAAACAAUUCCUCAUCAUCAUCCUCUUCCUCGUCAUCAUCUGGCGAUAAAUUAGCCAAACUAAGUAAAAAAUCAAAAGAUGAAAACUCAUCAUCCUCGGCUAACAGCAGCAACAAUGAUGAUGCCAACAAACCCACAUCCAUUACAAUUCCCUCCAAAAAGGCUUCAAUGUCCAUUGAAAUCCGCAAGGAUGCUGAAAAGUCCAAAACCGUAAAAACCUACAAAUCCCAAUUCCGUUCCCAUGGCCUAACCGAAGAAGCACCACCACCACCUUCACGCAAAGGUCUUAAGAAACCAUCGUCCUCCAGUACGGCGGUUACACCUGUUUUAGGCACUUCCAUUUUACCCACAUCUUUACCCUCCUCACUGAAGAGGUCAUCACCGCCACCACGGGAUUCACCCACAGAGAAGAAACCCAAAAUAGAUAUGACCACAGUAGCCAAUGCUAAUGAAAAGCCUGGAGCUAUUAAACUUAUAGCCCCUAAGAAGAUACAAACACUUGUUGAAACAAAUCUCUUCUCAGAUGCUCUAUCGGCAGCGACAGGACCCAAAAAGGUAGCUAAACGCAAACGUGCCAAUACACCGCUACCAACAAACACUUCGGCUACAGGCGCCAAAGAAGGUCCCUCCCCACCAACUAGUCCCGAUAUGCCUAAGGUAGCACCACUGAAAUUCUAUCAAGAUACCUUAGAUGAAUCCAAAAUCGAAGAUUCCAAAUCGGACAAAGAGAAUGAAGAUCAUGAACCUACUAAGAAAACAACUGACGAUGAUCAAAAUACCGACAAGGAAAAUGAAGAUGAUGACGAUGACAUUCCAUUGAAGAAAGUCAAGGAAGACAUAGAACAAAAAGUAGCACAGGAGAAGAAAAAAGAUUUGGCGGAGGGCGGAGUUAUUGAUAUUACCAAAGAUGAGGAUGGUAAGCCGAAAGAAGAUACGGCAAAUGAUGAUGCAUCUUCGGAUAAUGCCAGCGAUGUUGUGGUAGUUAAAAAACCUGGUCCAGGUUGUGGUCCCAAUGGACCACCUGGUGUCCUUAUGCUACAUCGUCGUAAGGGUCCCAAGAAGAAGCUGACCUGGCGUCCCCAGGAAUCAUUGGAACAGAUUCGUUUCUUCGAACUUGAUGAAAACGAACGUGUCAAUGUCACCAAGACCUCGUUUAUGGAUAUGAAAAAUUUGGAGCGUUUCAAUGAACGUGAUGCCAUUGUAAUGGCUCGCCGCGGCUUCAAUCAGGAAGACAACAUGGAACCCCAAACCACUUGGAGGCCAUUGAUUUUAGUCGAUGAUGUACCACCACAUCCAGAUGGCAGCCAAUCGAAACAGAGGAAAAUCCAAGCUGAACGUGAAAUGACUACAUUGCGGGCAUUGUACUUUACGCAUGCUCUCAUUCCCGACUCGCCAGCCGAAGCGGAAAUUGAACCCAUAUUCAAUCAUGACAUACCACUUAUACCAUUGGACGAUUUGACCGGUAAUCCCGAUGCUGUUAAUGACUUUACAAGCAUGCCAUGGCCAGAGCCAAGGGGUUCACCAAAAGAUGGAGAUAUUGCUAUUAUGGCUGGUACUGGAGGUUUGGGUAGUCCUGUUGAUAUGUUUGGAGGCCCCAAAUCGCUGAUGGGUAGUGCCUUACCGCCCAAUAACGCCGUUGGCCUGGGAGCAUAUGUUGCUGCGCCAAACAAAGUUAGUCCUUUCAAUAACAAUGUUAAUCCAUUUGGUGGUAAUUCUGGAGGAGGACCAGUGGUUGGUCCCAAUGGCCCACCAAUGAAUGCCAUGCAAAAUAGUCCCCAAGGUCAUUGGCAAAGAUCACCCAAUGGCAUGGGUGGUGGUGGCAAUGGACCUAUGAUGGGUAGUGGUGGUGGUCCCAAUCCCUUCAACAACAAUCAUGGUAGUCCAAUUAUGGAUAUGGGUGGACCACAGCGUGGUCACAUGAUGAAUAAUGGUCCCUCUGGCAAUUUCAAUAAUCAAUUUGGUCCUGGUAAUAACAACAACAAUCCAUUUGGCGGUCCUGGUCCCAUGAAUCCAUUUACGGGUCCUGCCAAUAACUUUGGUGUAAUGGGCAACAAUGGUCCCAACAUGAUGAACGGUCCCAAUAUGAUGAAUGGUCCCAAUAUGAUGAAUGGUCCGAAUAUGAUGAAUGGUCCUAAUAUGAUGAAUGGACCCAAUAUGAUGAACGGUCCCAAUAUGAUGAUGAACGGACCCAACAACAUGAUGAAUGGUCCCAACAACAUGAUGAACGGUCCCAAUAUGAUGAAUGGCCCCAAUAAUCGCAAUAAUGGUGGUGGAAAUUGGAUAAAUAACUUCCAAGAUAACAAUGGCCGCGGCGGCGGUGGCAAUUGGAGACCAGCUGGCCCUGGUCCAAAUAAUCGUGGAAAUGGUGGCGGAAAUGGCAAUAACAACAACGGUAUCUGUAAGGCUUUUAUGCGUGGUCAUUGCCGCCUAGGCAAGUCAUGUAAGUUUAUACAUCCAUCCAAGAGUAAACGCAUAUAGGAGUGGGCUGACUCUUCUUCGCCCAAAGAA